Molecule: messenger RNA, 1062 nt
Organism: Hymenoscyphus albidus
Lineage: Eukaryota; Fungi; Ascomycota; Leotiomycetes; Helotiales; Helotiaceae
Source: the annotation of a GenBank genome assembly
AUGCCUGAGAAAUAUCUUCCAAAGCCGGAACGGCCACUGAAAGUGCUCACGUUAGAAGGAGAUGGGCUUCAAGGAGUAGCUCAACUUGUCAUACUCAAGGCACUGCUUGCCAAGAUCGCUGAGAAGCGUGGCGAACCCGGUAUUUCACUAAGGCCAUGCGAUGUCUUCGGCGUUAUCUGCGGCAUCGGCGGUGGUGGAUGUCUUGCUCUUUUACUUGGACGAUUCCAUUUGAGUACCGACAGAGCUCUCUGCGAAUGGAGAAAGUUUGCACCGACGUGUAAGAAGGAAAAUGAGCACCCAUCAGUUCUAAUUAAUAACUGGGAGUUCGAAGACGCUGUCCGUCGCCGCGAGGAACAAUAUAAGACGGGAAGGAAGCUCAUGGAUUCCGGUGCGGAACAAACAUCCUGUCGCCAUGUUUUUGUCGCGGCCAGAGCUGAUACAAUUGACCCAAGAUGGAUCAUCUAUCGCGCUUACGAUGCCCUCAAAAUAGAGGGUGCCCUCGCGGAUCCCCUAGAACCCAAUGAAUGCCAGCUCUUGAGCGCAUUUGUGGGAACAAUCGCAACCAAGUACUUUUCAGACCCGAGGGAAAUGACAGAUUCCACCAACACAACAACGAAUUUGCUCAACGACUUUCCCAAUCAACUAAAUAUCGAUCAGAUUGCUGCACACGAGAUCUGGGCACUCUACGGGGUCGAAAACGUGAAAGAUUCAAUAUUUGCAAACAUUGGGCCCGGUCCUCCGCACCACAGCGAGGUUAGAAAGAUCAUGGGCGUCAAGCACAGCUGGUCAAGCAUUCCAUCUACCAAUUUAGACCGCCAAGUGUACCCAAUCAACAAUGUCAAGCAAUUUCAUCCCGUUCUUGAAAAGUCCGUAAGGGGUGCAGUAUUCGGGGAAGAGGACAUCUUGCGAAAAGUUAGUGAUGAAACAAAGGUGUGGUUACAAAAGCAUAAGGUGGCUGACACUAUAGAACAAUGUGCUCAAGAGAUAGUUUCUUUGGAUUCACAGCUCUUGAACGCUUUGCAGCCUUCAACUUCUGGUAUGCCACCACCUCCUUACGAUUAA